Molecule: messenger RNA, 596 nt
Organism: Drosophila elegans
Lineage: Eukaryota; Metazoa; Arthropoda; Insecta; Diptera; Drosophilidae
Exons: 2
Coding region: 71-457 (128 amino acids)
Source: RefSeq, a predicted model, not a curated record
GUAAAAGCGUUUUCCCAUUCACUGACUUAUUUAUUACCAGUAAACAUUUCACAAUAAAAAUUCAGUCGAUAUGAAGAGAUAUAUUUUGGUAUUUAUUUUAGUGGCAUUUCUGAUUCUGCCGGACAUCACACAUCCGUUGGAGGCUUUGGAUGAUUUUGAAGUUCCUGUGGAAUUAACCACACUGCGUGAAUACAAAGAUGUUUUGGGUCCUGUUCAACUGAAGGGCAUUGAAGGAAGGACUCGUCAAGUCCGAAAAUUGGCUACCCACGAAAAAAACCUUACGGGAAAAAUGAUUGAAAACUAUUGCUGUUUCUGGAUAUACCAAGCCCAUCCACCUGUUCCCUACACCUGGAAACAUAUGGCCUAUUAUCCCUUUGAUUUCCAAUUUAAUGGCGAGUUCAUAAAGAAUCAACGCAACAAUGGGUCCGAUGUAUAUUCACGAUAUAAGCAGUACUAACGUAUAACAAAAUCAAACAAUUAUACCGAAAAAAUCUCUUUUAAGACAAAUUAAUCUAAAAAACCACUUAAAUAUAAGAAAACCUAUGCAUAUUUACAUAGGUAUCACAGAAAUAAAUGAACUUUGUAUUUGUCCCUAA